UGACGUCAACGGCGCUAUAAAACUCAGCAAUGCUUUUAAACUCUCCUCCUGGAUGAGCUCUUUAAAAUAUUUUUUUCAUGUCGUUGCUGGCGCUUGGGACGUUUGAGUAGCUUUGAUUUUUUUUCUCUCUCAAAACAAAAUUGGCAUUAUUUUGGGUCAUCGCCUUGACCUGGGGGAUUUUUUUGUUUGCAAGUCUUUAAAUUUUAUUCUUCUUUUGGAAAAAAAAAAAGCAAAACCCCAGAUUGCUGAUCUCCAGUUUUCGGGGGAAUCUCCUCCCCAGAUGGUGAAGCUCUCUCUCUCCUCGCUUGGGCACUUGGCGUGAAAGCAAACAAAAAAAAGCAAACAAAAAAAAAGAGCAGUGGGAAAGAAACACCAUGAAGUGUUAAACAAGAGCAACAACAAAAAUCUCCAACUCUUAUUUUUUAAAACCAUCUUCCUCUGCAACGAACUCCCAUUUCCAAUUACAGCGAGGGGUUUUUUCUUCCCAAGCUGCAGAAAAGGGAGAGAGCGAGAGAGAGAAAGGGGGAGGGAGUUGCGAGAGAGAGCAAGAGAAAAAAGAGAGAGAGGCAUCCAGCCCAGAUGCUAAAGGCAAAUAAAUAGACCCGGAGAAGCAGCCGCCGCGGUGCACCGACGAGCCCCCGAGCCGCUCUUUUGCAAAGGGAGGGGGGCCUCUCGCUUUUUUCUUUUUGCACAUUGGAGCGGAGGUUGCAAAGGGGCUGGAGGAGAAAGAGGGCGAGCGAGAGAGCCGCGCCGUAGCAGCAGCCGCCGCCGCCGCAGCAGCAGCAGCGCUCGCCGCCGCCGGAGAGAAGCCCGUGCGCCCCGCCGCCUCUCGCCAACCAGCAAACUGGCUCACCCGCUCGCCAGCCAGAGCAGCCCCCUCGCGCCCGGCGGAGUGCCCCCUUUCUGGAGGACUGUCGGCGGUGGCGGCGGCGGCGGCGGCGGCCCCAGCAAGAGGAUGGCAUCAGACCUGGCAAUGAACAGCUCCGACCUGCCCACCAGUCCCCUGGCCAUGGAAUAUGUUAAUGACUUCGAUCUGAUGAAGUUUGAAGUGAAAAAGGAGCCGGUGGAGACCGACCGCAUCAUCAGCCAGUGCGGCCGCUUGAUCGCCGGGGGCUCGCUCUCGUCCACCCCGAUGAGCACGCCCUGCAGCUCGGUGCCCCCCUCGCCCAGCUUCUCGGCGCCCAGCCCGGGCUCGGGCAGCGACCAGAAGAGCCACUUGGAAGAUUACUACUGGAUGACCGGCUACCCGCAGCAGCUCAACCCGGAGGCUCUGGGCUUCAGCCCGGAAGACGCCGUGGAAGCGCUCAUCAACAACAGCCACCACCAGCUCCAGAGCGCCGCCGGCUUCGAGGGCUAUGCCCGGGGCCAGCAGCUGGCCGCCGCCGCCGGCCCGGGCGGCUCCAUGCCUCCCGACGAGAUGGGCUCGGCGGCCGCCGUGGUGUCGGCCGUGAUCGCGGCGGCGGCGGCGCAGGGCGGAGGCGGCGGCGGCGGGCCAGGCGCGCCCCAUUACCACCACCACCACCACCACCACGCGCCCGGCCACCAGCCGCACCACCACCCGCACCAGCAGCCGCCGGGCAGCGUGCAAUCCACGGCCAGCAGCAGCAGCAGCAGCAGCGCCAGCAGCAGUAGCAGCGGCGGCGGCGGCGGCGGCGGGGGAAGCGGCGGCGGCGGGGGGCUCCACCACGCGCACCACGGCUUGCAUUUCGACGACCGCUUCUCGGACGAGCAGCUGGUGACCAUGUCGGUGAGGGAGCUCAACCGGCAGCUGCGCGGCGUCAGCAAGGAAGAGGUGAUCCGGCUGAAGCAGAAGCGGCGGACCCUCAAGAACAGGGGCUACGCCCAGUCCUGCCGCUUCAAGCGGGUCCAGCAGAGGCACGUCUUGGAGUCCGAGAAGAACCAGCUCCUGCAGCAGGUCGAGCACCUCAAGCAAGAGAUCUCCAGGCUGGUCCGGGAGAGGGACGCCUACAAAGAGAAAUACGAGAAGUUGGUCAGCAAUGGCUUCCGAGAAAACGGCUCCAGCAGCGACAACCCCUCCUCUCCAGAGUUUUUCAUAAAACCUGAUGCUGGAUUGCAGAUGGCUUACAACAAUUUUCUGGCAUGAAGACAGCUUCAAAGCACAAGCAAAAUAAUCCCCACAGACAAAUGAACUCAGAACAAAGGAAGAACAAAAAUAAUGGCGUUUCCAUGGCGUUGAAGAGUUCUUUAUUUUUCCUCAAGUUUUCUUUUCUUAAAAAAAAAAAGGAACUUUCAUGGGAACAAGACAGACUUGCUCUUCAGGUGACAAAUAUUCAAGCAUGUUCUUUUACUACAUUUAAAUUGAAAAAAAAGAAAGGAAGGAAGAAACUGAACGGGAACACAGUGCCGAGAGAACCUGGGACACUGGAGACAUCCGGUAGAAUCGAACCUUCCUUAAAACUGUAAUCCAAGAACUUGAAGGAACACAUUUGAACCCCCUUUCAAUUGAUUACAUCCUCUGUGUUUAUAAAAGAGACAACAUUAUCUCAAUAAUAUUUAGAGAAUGGUUUGCAAAUGUACCUUUUAAUAUCAUAUUUUAAGGAAAUCCUGCAAUAUAUUUAAUUAGAAACAGAGUUAACCUGG
Heteronotia binoei (common prickly gecko) is the source of this 2601-nucleotide messenger RNA. RefSeq names its product MAF bZIP transcription factor (gene MAF). The transcript has 2 exons. The record is from RefSeq and is a predicted model, not a curated record. Gene Ontology annotation, biological process: regulation of transcription by RNA polymerase II. Gene Ontology annotation, molecular function: RNA polymerase II cis-regulatory region sequence-specific DNA binding; DNA-binding transcription factor activity, RNA polymerase II-specific. Gene Ontology annotation, cellular component: nucleus. Bases 956 to 2104 code for a protein of 382 amino acids. NCBI's taxonomy places the organism in Eukaryota, Metazoa, Chordata, Lepidosauria, Squamata, Gekkonidae.